AUGUCACCAAAUCCAGUAGAGUUGGUCGAUAAAGCUACAUCUGAAUAUUUGAUUCAGAUGGAUUGGACCACCUGCUUACAAAUAUGUGAUAUUUUAAAUAAUGAUUCUAUAAAUGCAAGAGGUGUUGUCAGAGCAAUCUUGAAGAGAUUUAAAGAGAAAUCAAGAGUUAUUAUGUUAGCAUUAGAAUUAUCAGAGUCACUCGUACAAAACUGUGAAUGUACACAUAUAUUCUUUGGUGAAAGAACUUUUCAGACUGAAUUAGCAAAGUUAAUCAUGAAUAGAAAGACAAAAGAGAAUGUUAAAGAUAAAGCAUUGGAAUUGGUAGAUACUUGGGGACAUGCUUUUCAAUAUAGACAAGACAUUCCAGGUUACUAUGAAUCAUAUUCUUUUCUUCAGCGUUCGGGAUACAAGUUCCCACCAAAGAGACCGGAUGCACCUGUACUAAAUUUCAAUAGAGGAAGAGGUGCUCCUCCUUCUUCGCAGUCAAGACCACAAUCAUCGAUGAUGCCACCACCACCAUCAGCACACUCUAGCAACAACAACACUGCCUCCAGACCGACCUCGUCGUCAGCGGGAGCAGCACCGACCAGUCUUGCUUCCUAUACAACCGUUCACCAAGAUAUCUCAUCGAUCAAAGGCAGUCUCUCUGUGUUCCAAGAGAUGGUGUCGUUCUUGAAUGUCGAAGAGGAAGAUCCCGCCGACAAUGCACUGCUCCAAGAGCUGAAGACACUGCUCAAGGAGAAUCAAAACAAAGUGACCGAGUUGAUUCAGAAUGGCUCGGCAUCGGAGCGUGAACUUGAAACACUGUUGCUGUUGAACGACGAGUUGGUUCGUGCAUUCCAAGACUACGAUAAUUGUUGUGCCAAGCGAAAGCAGUUUGUCGACAACGGAUACAGACCAGUUCCACUGCCCGCCAAGAAACCAGUCAACGAAUUGAGAGACAUUGAUUUUUCAGGUCAAUUCAACACUCUUUCCAUUGGUCCUCCACAACCACAACAUCAUCAUCACAUUGGUCAACAACAACAAAUGCAACAACAACAACAACAACAACAGCCACAACAACAAUAUAAUAGCAAUCCAUUUACAUCAAAUUAUAAUGGUAAUAAUGGAUAUCCACAACAACCUCAACAACAACAACAACAACCAGUAUUACUUAACAAACCUCCAGCAUCAAAUCUAAACUAUAAUAUUUAUAAUUCACCCUCUAAUAAUCAACAACAACAACAACAGCCAUCAUUCCAACCACAACAGCAACAACCUCAACAACAGCCAUCAUUCCAACCACAACAACAACAACAACAACAACAAUUUGAUGAAUUUGAUUUAUUCCUUGCAAAUAGAAAUCAACAGCAACAGCAACAACCUCAACAACAACCAACAGCACCAUCAUUCAAUCCAAAUACAUCGACCAAUCCAUUUGCAAUUACACCAUAUAAUAAUAGCAACAACACUAACAACAUCCCACAAACUGCCAAGUCAACACCAGCAAUCAUGCCACCACCACAAUCAAACAAUCAACCACUUAAACCCUCUGCUCCAAUGCCACCACCUUUUAACAAUCCAUUCAGCCCAAGCUUUCCAAACUACAAUGCUCUAUCACAACCAUCUCCAAAUAAUAACUACAUGAACAAUGGUAUGAACAAUGGAAUGAAUAACGGUAUGAAUAAUGGUAUGAAUGGUGGAUCUGGUAAUCCAUUUGGAGGCAUGGCUUAUCAACAACCUCAACCACAACAACAACAAAACAUGAGAGGUGGUAUGCCAAUGUAUCAGAACCCUCAACAGCAACAACAACAACAACAACCAAUGGGAUAUCAAUAUCAAAACAAUAAUGAUCCAUUCCAACAGACGCCUUAUAUGCCAAGUCCACAACCAUCGAACCCAUAUCAAUCACCAUACUCUAACUUCACACAAUACAAUAACAACAAUAGUUCGCCAAUGAACAACAACAACAACCAGACACAACCAAACAAAAACAAUCCAAAUCUAAACUCACUCAUCUAA
Molecule: messenger RNA, 2001 nt
Organism: Heterostelium album PN500
Lineage: Eukaryota; Evosea; Eumycetozoa; Acytosteliales; Acytosteliaceae
Gene: tom1
Product: GAT domain-containing protein
Exons: 4
Coding region: 1-2001 (666 amino acids)
Biological process (GO): protein transport to vacuole involved in ubiquitin-dependent protein catabolic process via the multivesicular body sorting pathway
Molecular function (GO): ubiquitin binding; phosphatidylinositol binding
Source: RefSeq, a predicted model, not a curated record